Messenger RNA from Desarmillaria tabescens, 1415 nucleotides. Its product is annotated as peptidyl-Lys metalloendopeptidase. The transcript is spliced from 6 exons. The record is from RefSeq and is a predicted model, not a curated record. NCBI's taxonomy places the organism in Eukaryota, Fungi, Basidiomycota, Agaricomycetes, Agaricales, Physalacriaceae. The coding region runs from base 141 to 1193 and encodes 350 amino acids. Gene Ontology annotation, molecular function: metalloendopeptidase activity.
CACAGGCAAUAUGGUGCUCGCGUCGCGAUAUGAAACUGCUUUGGUCUUAUCUCGGCGUGCUGGUCGACCUGCGCGUAUAAAGGUCGGAAAAAAACAAGGAAAGCGUUCAUCACCGGUCUACUGGGUUGUCAACUGUAGCCAUGUUCUCCCUCUCCGUUCGCUCCUUCUUGUACUCCCUGUGCAUCUCUGCGGUCGCUGUAUCAGCCGCCCCGGGUCUUUCUCUCUCACUUUCCGGUGCCGACUCUGUGGUUGAUGUCGAGAACUUCAAUGUGGCCGCAACUCUCACUAACACUGGUGAUACGACAAUGAAGAUCCUUAACGACCCUUCCAGUAUCUUGUCGACAUUCGCCACCCACACAUUCGCCAUCAGCAGCGAUAACGGAUCCCCCGCUUUUACUGGAGUCAAGGUUAAAUAUGAUCCCAACUACGUCGCGAAGAAGAACGCGGAUUCUUCCUUUACGGUCCUUGCACCUGGCGAAUCCGUCACCGUUAACCAUGCCUUGGGCUCUGCCUACAACUUCACUGGCUCUGGCGAAGCUGCAUACAACAUCGAGCCUUCCAGUUUCUUCUAUUAUGUUGAUCCUGACACCAAUGAGCUCGCCAGCAUCAAUGCUGACACGCAACAGCACACCGCUAAGAUCAGCGGCACGCUUGCAGUCGCUCGCCGCUCCAACCUCGACAAGAGGAUCAGCUACAAUGGCUGUUCCUCCUCUAGGCAGACCACUCUUGUUUCGGCUGCUGCUGCUGCCCAGACCUACGCCCAGAAUUCCUAUGACUACCUCUCGUCGAACACUGCUAGCACCACUCGAUAUGUCACCUGGUUCGGAACUUACACCAGCUCUCGCCACUCUACCGUCCUCUCGCACUAUUCCAACAUGCUUGACCACCCUUACGCUAACUACGAAUACGACUGUACUUGUACCGAGUCCGAUGUCUACGCCUACGUUUACCCCUCCGAGUUCGGAACUAUCUAUCUCUGCGCCGUCUUCUGGGAGACCACCACUACUGGCACCGACUCCAGGGGUGGAACUUUGAUCCAUGAGUCCUCUCAUUUCACGAUCAUCGGCAGUACUGACGACUACGUCUACGGUCAGAGUGCAGCGAAGUCCCUCGCUUCGAGCAACCCCAGCGAAGCCAUCGAGAACGCUGAUAACCACGAAUAUUUCGCAGAGAACAACCCUUCGCAAUCUUAAAUGUAUCUUUAAAUGCUAGUAGUGGCUACUACUCAGUCGGAAUGAAACUUUCUUUUGUGCUUUUCUCCUUCGUUCUUCCUGUCGAAACAGUGCAAAACCAUGGAAAGUUAUUACAUUUUGAAACUCAUCUAUUUCGCAAUAGUGUUGCGGUGGUGUUUCAAAAUAGGACCGAUUACUUACAUGUAAGUGCAAUGUAAGCCCUACUUUCUGUUCCGAACUCGG